Sorex fumeus (smoky shrew) is the source of this 1593-nucleotide messenger RNA. It is a transcript of the gene ARHGAP8, whose product is annotated as Rho GTPase activating protein 8. Gene Ontology annotation, biological process: negative regulation of endocytic recycling; small GTPase-mediated signal transduction. The record is from RefSeq and is a predicted model, not a curated record. NCBI's taxonomy places the organism in Eukaryota, Metazoa, Chordata, Mammalia, Eulipotyphla, Soricidae. The transcript is spliced from 14 exons. Gene Ontology annotation, cellular component: cytoplasm. Gene Ontology annotation, molecular function: GTPase activator activity. Bases 1 to 1593 code for a protein of 530 amino acids.
AUGUCCCAGCUGGAGCUGGAGGAACUGGCUGAAAUAGAGUUGCAAAGAGAAGAGGAGGAGGCAGCCCUGCUGGGCACAGCCUACGGACCCUCGGAGACCCCCGCGGUGGCGGAGGAACAGCUGGCGCUGAGCACUGACCACCCAUUCUACGAUGUGGCUAGACACGGCUUCCUGCAGGUGGCAGGGCAGGACCGCUGCGGGCAGCGCGUGGUCACCUUCAGCUGCUGCCGCCUGCCCCCGUCCCACCAACUCGACCACAGGCGCCUGCUGAAGUACCUGGAGCACGAGCUGGCCCUGCACGGCGGGCGGGAGUACGCGCUGGUCUACUUCCACCACGGGCUGCACCGCGGGAACCGGCCCUCGCUGCGGUGGCUGCAGAGCGCCUAUGGCCAGCUCCAGCACCGGUACAGGAAGAACCUGAAGGCCCUGUACGUGGUGCAUCCCAGCAACUCCCUUCGCGUCCUGUGGGCCCUGCUCAAGCCCCUCGUCAGCCACAAGUUCGGGAAGAAGAUCACGUACGUCCACUCCCUGCGUGAGCUGCAGGAGCAGUUCCCCGGCCUGCAGCUGACGGUGCCCCCCGAAGUCCGCCGCUACGAUGAGGCGCUCCAGAACCUGCACCAGGGCCGGCCGCCUCCUCCCGCCAAGACGCCUCCACCUCGGCCCCCGCUGCCCACCCAGCAGUUUGGCGUCAGCCUGCAGUAUCUCAGAGACAAAAAUCAGGGCGAACUCAUUCCUCCUGUGCUGCGGUUCACGGUGACGUACCUGAGAGAGAAAGGGCUGCACACCAAGGGCCUAUUCCGGAAACCGGCCAGCAUCCAGAGUGUCCGCGAGGUCCAGCGGCUCUACAACCAGGGGAAGCGGGUGGACUUGGACGCCUACGGGGACGUGCACGUGGCCGCCGCGACCCUCAAGGCCUUCCUCCGAGAGCUGCCGCAGCCGCUGCUCACCGACGAGGUGCUGGAGCAGAUUCUCGGCAUCACCGGGGUGGCGAGCAGCCUGCGCGUGACCCGCUGCCGCCAGAUCGCGCAGAGCCUCCCGGAGCACAACCACGCCGUCCUCAGCUACCUCGUGGGCUUCCUGCAUGAGGUGUCCCGGGAGAGCCUGACCAAUGGCAUGAGCAGCUCCAGCCUGGCCCGUGUCUUCGCGCUGAACCUCCUGUGGCGGGGGUCAGCUGAGCUGGACGCGCUGGUGCCGCUGCUCCUGUUCACAGAGCUGCUGAUCGAGCACCCCGGGAAGGUCUUCCGCGCGCCCGGGGCGGGUGGGGAGGACGCAGGGGGCCCCACCCGCCUGCCUGCACCCACAGUGCCCCCGCGGCCCCUGCGCCCGGCACUUGCACAGGGCCUGAUCGCCGCGACCCUGCGUGGAAACUGCACGUGGCCCGUUUCAGCUUUAGGACGAUGCCCUGUGUGGCGUGGGAGCGAGGACUCCCAGGCCUCCAUGGACGGGGACGUGAGGGCUUUCAUAGACCAGGCAGGCUCAGGAGACGGCAAGAAGAGACUUUGGGGCUCCCCGCCAAUGGCUGAGGUUUGCAGGCAGCUUGAGCGUGACCACGCCGAAGAGGAGGUCUUGCUGGUGGUGUCUAACCAGAUCUGA